Molecule: messenger RNA, 2565 nt
Organism: Grammomys surdaster
Lineage: Eukaryota; Metazoa; Chordata; Mammalia; Rodentia; Muridae
Gene: Radx
Product: RPA1 related single stranded DNA binding protein, X-linked
Biological process (GO): regulation of DNA repair
Cellular component (GO): replication fork
Molecular function (GO): single-stranded DNA binding
Source: RefSeq, a predicted model, not a curated record
AUGUCGGGUGAGUCGGGUCAGCCUCAGCCAGGACCCUCGCACGCUGGUGAGCGCCACUCGGAGCGCCACUCGGAGCUCCGGGAAACAGAUCAGGCUGGGGUUCCAGGAGGAGUGAUCCGAAGAGCUGGUGUCCAAAGGCGCAGGUCCUGGAUCCAAAAGGUUAUUGAGCAAAUAACUGGCUCCCCUAGACAGUGUGUCACCCUCUCUGAAGUGGUACCUGUCACUGUACUGGCCGUCCAAAGAUACCUUUUAGAGGAUGAGCCACGGGAUACAGUGCCCAAGCCUCCCCUUUACUGCUAUGAUGUGACAAUCUCAGACGGGGUGUACCAGGAGAAGUGCUACUUAGACCCCAGCUUAAACUUUCUAGUUUAUCAGAAUAUUCUUAAAGUUGGCAUAGAAAUGAGAAUUUCCAGAGUCUCGUGCAUUUACAAUGAGAAAAGAUUGGGCCAGGGAAUCCUGUGCAUAGAUAAGGUCCACUGUGGGGAGCCUCUAGAUGUUGUUUCUGUAGAAACUCCAUUUAGAAACAGAGCACAUGAGGAAAAGCCAGAGAGGCCUCUAAGAGGGGGCAAGAGUCACUACCUGGCUCUGUGGAAUAACGAAGAUCCGUACGGAGAUAUAUGGAAGACCAACAAGCAACCCGAGGACUUCAAUUUUAACAACACCAAAAUAAUCUCUCUGUCUCAUCUUGAGAUGACCUGGAAUAGCAGAAAGAAUUUUCCUGCCUUGCUUGUAAGGAUCCUGCAUAAGUCAAAACUAUGAUAUUAUGGGAAGCCUAAUAAAAAGAUGAUUGAGCCAUAUCAGACCUAUUUGGAGGUUGCUGACAAUUCAGGCAUGGUGUCAGUUAUUAUGUGGAAUGCUUUGUGUCCAGAGUGGUAUAAAAGUUUGAGAGUGGGCUUGAUUCUUCUGCUUCAAGAUUAUUCUGUGAAGAAGAGCUAUCCAUUAAGAAUCCAGCCUGACCCUGUGGAUCCACAGAUGAAACUAAUUUCUACAAUGGAAAUCUGCCUGAAUCUUCGAGAUCCUCCAACUAACAUAGUUAUCAUUCCAGAAAAGCAGUUGAAAUCAGAAUGGAAAUUGCCAAAACUAAUUAACCAAUUUGUCACAAGAUCAGAACUAGACGAUAUGCCAGAAAAUAGCAUCUGUGAUGUAAUUGGUGUGUUAUCCUUUGUGGGGAGGGUGCAACGGUCAAAAAAGAGAGAGAAUGGUGAAGACUUUUGGUCAUACCGCUGGAUUCACAUCACUGACGGAACUUCAGAGCAACCAUUCAUAGUGCAGCUGUUUUCCACAUCACAGCCAGAAGUCUUUGAAAAUAUUUACCCAAUGACAUAUUUCAUGUGUACCCAGUUGAAAGUUGUGAGAAAUAACAGUCAAGUACCUAAGCUGCUUUAUCUCACCACUACAAAUGAAAGCAGAGUGCUUAUUACUGGAGGUCAUAGAGGCAAGUAUACAUACGAUACCAAGGCAAAAAAAAUUAUUCAGUGGAUUAAAAUGAAGACUAAUUUGGAAGCAAAGAACACUGUUAUUGGUGGAUAUUACCCCUAUCCACCAGUGCCAGAGACAUUUUCCAAGUAUAGUCGCUUUAUUAAAGCUGAGUCGCUCUUGACAACAAUAAGUGAAGUGAGGAAGGUGAUUGAAGACUUGCAGUAUAGGGAACAAAAGCGCAUUGCAAUUCAGGGGAUAAUUACUGCUAUAAAGUACAUCCCCUAUAACCACUCAGCGGGAAGUACCCCAGCACCAGAAGCACUUCAGAAUGCUAGCCAACCCUCAACAUCUCAAGCAGCUGGAAAAGACGAUCAUUGUCAUGAAAGAGGUAGUAAAAGAUCUCAGGAUGACAGACCAAUGAGUUCUCAGAAUUUUCAAUCUAUGUCUAUGGUUUUGAGUCUCUGUGCAAAAAGAAAAAUUCUUCAAGAUCCAAGUGCUAAACCGGUUCCUGUUCCUCAGCUCCAUUCUUCUGCACAAAUGAAAGGAAGCAAACACAACAUACGAAGUCGAGAAAAUUCAACUUCUAGUUCCUCAGGGAAGUCCAGAAGAAUCACAAAUGAGAGAUGGGAGAGUCGAAUGUGGCGAGAUAAGAAGUUUAGCUUGAGAGACCACCUAAAAUAUGGUCAUGUCGAUCCUGAAAGUAUUCCACGGAAAUUUAUUUUGGAGCAUGAGAAGUUUCUCACCCAGCAGUUUAAUUCUCAACCUGCAAAGUACAUACCACCAGAAGGAAAGCCCCCCAAACUCAAUGAAUUUCAGAGUGCCCGAAGCCUUGGACAUUUUGAAGUAACCAUCCUAGGUUUGAACCAUGAGAUUGCAAUUGAUGUUGCAUUUCUACCUAUGUAUUCUCCAGAAGAUGUUAAAACAUCUCAAAUAGACACAUUUUUGACCUGCAUGAAUUACAGCUGUGUAUACCCACCGGAAGCACCUGUCAGUGGAAGGGUGCCAGAUCCCAAGGCAGUUGCAGGUGAUAUUAUAAAGGCAGCAGCUGAUCUGGAUCGAGUCCACAUCAUUGGUAUCUUGGAUAUCUGUAAUUUGGGGAACAAUAAAGUGGAAGUCUGUUUGCAGAAAAUUUAUACUCCAGAAUAG